Molecule: messenger RNA, 3297 nt
Organism: Perca flavescens (yellow perch)
Lineage: Eukaryota; Metazoa; Chordata; Actinopteri; Perciformes; Percidae
Gene: galnt13
Product: polypeptide N-acetylgalactosaminyltransferase 13
Exons: 12
Coding region: 593-2263 (556 amino acids)
Biological process (GO): protein O-linked glycosylation
Cellular component (GO): Golgi apparatus
Molecular function (GO): polypeptide N-acetylgalactosaminyltransferase activity
Source: RefSeq, a predicted model, not a curated record
UGAGGUUAGAUUGUGCUGAAUAUCAUCUCCCCUGUCCUCUUACCGUUAUAAUGUGCAGUCGGAGAACAGGUGCGUGACUAAGACAUUAUAUUGCAUUGACCGCAUCAGCGUUAAAACGAAUUGGGAAAAUGAAUGGAGACUAGUCAUGUUCGCCGGUUUACUGCGGCUCAACUAGGGACAAAUCAUAUCAAGGAGUCCAAACAGGUUCCACGGGAGGCUUUACUGGACGGACAGUAUCACACUGCAUUGUGGACUACUCUGUAUUGAGAUGGACUGGAACUUAUGUGUCGUUUCUAGACGGUGCGCGUUUGCAGGAGCUAUUUCCCCAGUUUAAUUUGGCCACUAAUUGUACUGUGUAUUGGGUUAUGUUGUCUGCGUUCAACACGUUGCCUGAGAGCGAGGCUGGAACAGGUCACUGGUUCACUCCAUCCAUAAUUUAGGAUGACGCCUCUUGGUCAAACUUGCUUGGUGUCCUCCUUGUUUCCUCGCCCCGUCUUCAGAGUUCAACCGUCUCACCAGCAGACUGAGCGCUCCUGAGCACUGCUGUGACCCUCCCUUGUUUGGCUCUCCUGGCUGACAUCACGGGGAGGUGAUGCGACGGUUUGUCUACUGUAAGGUGGUGCUGACCACCUCUUUAGUGUGGGUGCUGGUGGAUGUGUUCUUACUGCUCUACUUCAGCGAGUGCAACAAAUGUGAUGAAAGGAAAGACCGCUCGCUGCUCCCUGCCCUGCGAGCUGUGAUAUCUCGGAGCCAUGAAGGCCCCGGGGAGAUGGGCAAGGCAGUGAACGUCCCCAAGGAUGACCAGGAGAAAAUGAAGGAGCUCUUUAAGAUUAACCAAUUCAAUCUAAUGGCCAGCGAUAUGAUCGCACUCAACAGAAGUCUGCCGGACGUGAGGUUGGAUGGCUGUAAGACCAAGCUGUAUCCAGAUGACCUGCCAAACACCAGCAUUGUCAUCGUGUUUCACAACGAGGCGUGGAGCACCCUGCUGCGGACAGUCCACAGUGUCAUCAACCGCUCUCCCAGACACCUGCUAGUGGAGGUCCUGCUAGUCGACGAUGCCAGCGAGCGAGACUUCUUGAAGAAGAAACUGGAGAACUAUGUGCGGACUCUGGAGGUGCCAGUGAGGAUCCUUAGGAUGGAGCAGCGUUCAGGUCUAAUCCGAGCCAGGUUGAGGGGGGCGGCCGCCACCAAAGGUCAGGUCAUCACCUUCCUGGACGCUCACUGCGAGUGUACUGUUGGCUGGCUGGAGCCCCUGCUGGCGCGCAUCAAAGAGGACAGGACAUCAGUGGUGUGCCCUAUCAUCGAUGUCAUCAGCGACGAGACGUUUGAGUACAUGGCAGGCUCAGAUAUGACCUAUGGUGGAUUCAACUGGAAGCUGAAUUUUCGCUGGUACUCUGUUCCCCAGCGGGAGAUGGAUCGACGCAAGGGGGACAGAACACUUCCUGUCAGGACUCCCACCAUGGCAGGAGGAUUAUUCUCCAUAGACAAAACAUACUUUGAAGAAAUAGGAAGCUACGAUCCAGGGAUGGAUAUCUGGGGCGGAGAGAACCUGGAAAUGUCUUUUCGAAUCUGGCAGUGCGGUGGCUCGUUGGAAAUUGUAACAUGUUCGCACGUGGGCCAUGUUUUCCGGAAGGCCACCCCGUACAGUUUCCCCGGAGGAACGGGCCAAGUCAUCAGCAAGAACAACAGGCGCCUGGCUGAAGUUUGGAUGGAUGAUUUCAAAGAUUUCUUCUAUAUCAUAUCACCAGGUGUGAUGCGCGUGGACUACGGAGACGUUUCUUCCCGCAAAGACCUCCGCGAGGCCUUGAAGUGCAAACCGUUCUCCUGGUAUCUGGAGAACAUCUACCCAGACUCCCAGAUCCCGAGAAGAUACUACUCACUUGGUGAAAUCAGAAAUGUUGAGACCAACCAGUGCGUGGAUAACAUGGGAAGAAAAGAGAAUGAGAAAGUUGGCUUUUUCAACUGUCACGGCAUGGGUGGAAACCAGGUGUUCUCUUACACGGCGGAUAAAGAAAUUAGGACAGAUGACCUCUGUCUGGACGUCUCGCGCAUCAACGGACCCGUCGUCAUGCUCAAGUGUCACCACAUGAAGGGCAAUCAGAUGUUCGAGUACGAUGCCGAGCGACUCACCCUGCUGCAUGUGAACAGCAACCAGUGUUUGGACAAGCCGUCUGAGGAGGACAAGAUGGUCCCCACCUUGAGAGACUGCAACGGCAGCCGCGCUCAGCAGUGGCUGCUCCGUAACAUGACCCUAAGCGUCUGAUCCCUCGCCUCAUCUCUCUCUCCCCCACCGCUCUAUCCUCAUCCUAACUGGUCCUGGCUCUCCACACCCUCGCCAGGUGGCUCUUACCACAGCACACCAUACGCCUCUUCCUGUAACAGCCUGGCCAGCUAAUACAGAGAUCCAGGCAGCAGCGGCUUAUCUUCCAUUAUGAAGGCCGUCUCUUUUUACAGCUCGCCACAGGUUUGAGAGAAGCUGCACCUGCCAUUCGGGCGACACGACAAGGUGUGGCUUUGGGGACCUUGUCGUGUCCAAGCAGGGAGAUCGGUGUGUGAGGUCUGUGCAAGGACAACAUUGAAAUCAAAGCACUCACACUGUGUCAGCCAGCUGCUAGCCGUGCAUCCACUGUGCUGCUCAGACUGCCGCUUAGCUGCUGGACAAACCAAACAAAUAAACAGAAGAGCAUUUAUAACAAGAAUAUUGCAAGGCAUGUCUCUGCGAUGGUCUGCAAUCUAAAAACAAGACUGUUGUCAUGACUGCUGCUCACCCUCUCUCCAUAUCAGUGUCUCAAGUACAUUCAAAUAACAUUCAAAGUGAUGCCGUUAACAGAGCCCGACCAAUACUGGAUCUGUGAAGCCGAUACCGAUAUUUAUAUUUCAGGGUUAAAACAUUUGAUCUUUGGUUUUAAAGUCAAACUGAAAUUUAAAUUCUCAUCACUUUUGGUGUAAGGAAAUGUAAACUAUAAUGAUAUUUCAGCUGCUGUGUAUAUUUUUCCAAUAUUUAAAAAGAUGAUUAAACACUGCAGACAUAUUUGUAGAAACAGUGUCUAAGCUUGGAGCCUCUUGGUGGGCGUUUCUAACCCCAGAUGGUGACUGACAUUUGAGAGCCAGUGUUGCCCCGUCAACGUCCGUUCUGUAGUGCGCUGCUGACCGAGGAACGUCAUUAUCGUUUAAUUAUCUUUUUUUAUAAGCCUUAAUGAUUUAAGCGGUCUGUAAAACCCAUUUUUUUGGUAGUAAGAAACCAAAUAAAUACAAAAUCAAAACAAACACAAAGGAUAUAUAUAUAUAUAUAUAUAU